GUAACACCAGAAACAGGUGACGCAUUUAUCAUCAAUUUCGUUUUCUGUCAAAAGUGCAGACAAAGAGUGUGAUUAUUUUGUAUUUUUCCACGUUUUGUAUAAAAUUUUAGUGCAAAAUGUCUUCAAGAAAAAAGGUACUCCUGAAGGUAAUCAUCUUGGGAGAUAGCGGUGUCGGAAAAACAUCACUCAUGAAUCAGUUUGUCAACAAGAAAUUUUCCAAUCAGUACAAGGCAACAAUAGGCGCAGAUUUUCUCACGAAAGAGGUAAUCGUUGACGACAGGAUCGUCACAAUGCAGAUUUGGGACACAGCCGGCCAAGAGCGUUUCCAGUCGUUGGGAGUAGCAUUUUAUCGCGGGGCGGAUUGUUGCGUAUUAGUGUUUGACGUAACUGCCCCCAACACGUUUAAGUCCUUGGAAAGCUGGAGAGACGAAUUCCUGAUACAAGCUUCGCCGAGAGACCCUGACAACUUCCCGUUCGUGAUAUUAGGCAAUAAGGUCGACUUGGAUAACCGCGCCGUUUCCGCAAAGCGUGCUCAACAGUGGUGUCAAAGCAAGAAUGAUAUUCCGUACUUUGAAACGAGUGCCAAAGAAGCCGUGAACGUAGAACUAGCCUUUCAGACUAUAGCUCGCAAUGCCCUGGCGCAGGAAACCGAAGCAGAGUUGUACAAUGAGUUCCCUGACCAAAUCAAGUUAAAUGCCAACGACAAUGGGCGCAACAGGGAUGGCGACAAUUGUGCUUGCUAGGUCUGAACAUAACGCUUUAAUGCUCGCAAAUUAUUAGUUUGAUUCUUUUUUAAAAGUAAAUACAUUAUAAUAAUAUUAUUGUAAGUAAUAUUUCCUUUUAUAUUAUCAUGUAAAAAUGUAUAGAAAUUUUAGAUACUCCACUGAUUUGGACCAUUGUUAUGCAUAUGAUAAUGGUCAAUUUCAUAUUAUAUGGGUGAUUGGUACUCCAAUAGAUAAACAAACUUCACUCAGAAAUUACAAUCUGCAUUCAUUUACAAUAAAAUUUUCAAUAUGUUACUUUGUGUCAUUUCUUGGUAUUUACUGAUUGCAGGAUAUCAAUUACUAUCAGAAGUUGCAAAUGUGUCGAGGUACUUUCUUGUAAAAAUAUGUUGCAGCUGAACAAACAACACAAUAAUAAAGGUGUUGCCUCACUUGCUUUCCAUACAAAUGUCACUUAGUUGACUGUACAUUAUCUGCAAGACAUUAUCUCAUCCAUUUAUUAUUAUAUUUGUACUUGUGUAUCUUAGCAUGUUAUUAUUAAAUUAAAUUCUAGCAUAGUAUAACCAUGUUUAUCACGGAACCAGUUGAAUAUUUUAUUUGUGUAAGUUUCAUCACGGGCUAUGGAUAACUGUACUCUCUGCAAUAAUUGUAACAUGUCCCUUAAAUUUAAUAUGAUGUGAUAUAGAUUUUCAUAGUUAUAAUAUUUUUUACAAAAAGCAGUGUUAUUUCUGUUGAAGACAAUGAAUUUUGUUAUUAAUGAAACUUGACUGCUUUUGGAUUUGUUAUUCUUGUCUGUUUUCUGUGAAUUGUUAAAAAAAAUGGGGAGUUGGCUAUUUUCUAUGUUUGCAUGAAAAUUUAUAUAAAAAUAAAUCUGUAUGUGUAUAUUUGAAUUUGAAAUAUUAGUUAUAAGUAGUUAAAGGUAACACAAUGUUAUUAGUGAUUACUCAGCAUUUUUGUAACAUAAGCUAUGAAUUGCUAUAUGCUACAAAUCAGUAACUUUAAAAGUCCUUUGAAUAAGCAGCUUAAUGCAAUGUUCAAUAAAAAUACAGCUUAAUUAGUGUUUUAGGUACAUUAAAAACCAUUUGUAUUACUCACAUCAUCAUAUAAUUGAUAAAUCUGUUUGGCCUUUAUUUAUAAUAGACAUGUCGAUAAAUCUAGAGCUGACAUAGAAGAGUACCUAUUUAUAAUAAACAUUCACAAGUAAUUAUAUGAUCUUGCCUAUUGGAUAUAUUCUAAAUUGGUUUUGCCUUUAUUAUUUGACUCGUAUUUCCGCUAGAUGUAAUGAGUAUAGUAGGAUUACAUACGAAUGCGUAAAUUAAGUCCUAGUUCUAAUGAAAAGUAACAAAAUAUGAUGUAUGCUGUAAUAAUGGUUGCUCUUAAUUUUAUAUCAAUAAAUAUAAAUCAUCUUA
Messenger RNA from Manduca sexta (tobacco hornworm), 2131 nucleotides. It is a transcript of the gene Rab7, whose product is annotated as ras-related protein Rab-7a. Lineage: Eukaryota; Metazoa; Arthropoda; Insecta; Lepidoptera; Sphingidae. Gene Ontology annotation, biological process: endosome to lysosome transport; phagosome-lysosome fusion. Gene Ontology annotation, cellular component: late endosome; phagocytic vesicle; lysosome. Gene Ontology annotation, molecular function: GTPase activity; GTP binding. The coding region runs from base 117 to 743 and encodes 208 amino acids. The record is from RefSeq and is a predicted model, not a curated record. The transcript has a single exon.